Diachasma alloeum is the source of this 4695-nucleotide messenger RNA. Its product is annotated as xanthine dehydrogenase. NCBI's taxonomy places the organism in Eukaryota, Metazoa, Arthropoda, Insecta, Hymenoptera, Braconidae. The transcript has 6 exons. Bases 342 to 4436 code for a protein of 1364 amino acids. The record is from RefSeq and is a predicted model, not a curated record. Gene Ontology annotation, molecular function: 2 iron, 2 sulfur cluster binding; iron ion binding; molybdopterin cofactor binding.
UGCCUCAAAGCCAGUUGUGGAUUAUCUUUGGGAGCAUGGCCUCCUCUCAGUGAUUUCAAUAAUAUUUCGUAGAUUUGAGCACUUGCACUGUUGGCGAGUCGAUUCACCGGGUGUGAAAAUUGGAGUAAAGCCGGUUUUAGCGUCUGGUCUCGGUAUUGCAGGCUUACUGGCGAGAUUCUAGUCUUCGGGUCCAGUAUAACAUAGUGGUGGGGGAAUAAGAAGCGAAGGCGACAAUCUCUCCCGGAGGGUCACUCUGUGGAGUGACAGUGGAGUAUCGCAGAUUGUUGAGAGUUGAAUUCACUUUAAAAAUUCAAUUUUGAAGGAUAAUAUUGUGGGAAGACAUGGGAAAACCUCAGGAGGAAGGCGAGGAGGAACAGGGCCUGAGGGAACACCUGGGAGGUGAUCAGCUAUCGGAAGUCAGAGAAUCUAAUACGCUGGUUUUUUACGUUAAUGGGAGGGAGAUAAUCGACAACGACGUCGAUCCAGAAUGGACUCUCCUGUACUAUCUGCGGAAUAAAUUGAAUCUAAUCGGAACAAAACUGGGGUGCGCGGAGGGCGGUUGCGGGGCGUGUACCGUGAUGCUUUCGAAAUUCGAUCGUCAAAGACGAAAAAUCCUGCACCUAGCGAUCAACGCCUGCCUGGCGCCCGUCUGCAGUGUCCACGGUACAUCGAUAACAACUGUGGAAGGUAUAGGCAGUACCAGAACUACCCUCCAUCCCAUUCAGGAGCGCCUGGCCAAGGCCCAUGGUUCCCAAUGUGGCUUCUGCACCCCGGGAAUAAUAAUGUCAAUGUACGCCCUGCUGAGAUCAAAGCCCAAACCCUCGAUGCACGACCUGGAACUGACGUUCCAGGGGAAUCUCUGCAGGUGCACGGGAUACCGUCCAAUUAUCGAGGGCCUGAGGACCUUCACUGAAGAGUGGGAGCAGUCUCAAAUUGCUCAGCGCACAUCUCACUCCACCGGCUCCGAGAUGAGGCCCUGUGCAAUGGGUGAGGCCUGUUGCAAACGCGCGUUCACAUCGGAACCAACAGAAGUCUUCAAUACCAAGGAAUUCCGUCCGUACGAUCCCACCCAGGAGAUCAUUUUCCCACCGCAAUUAAAACUCUCCGAUGUACUUGACAAAGAGUAUUUGAUAAUCAGAGGGAAAGAAGUUACUUGGUAUCGUCCGACGACUUUACGACAACUCCUAGUCCUCAAAAAUCAGUUCCCCAACGCCAAGAUCAUUGUAGGUAACACAGAAGUUGGUGUGGAAGUUAAAUUCAAGCACUCCAAGUACCCAAUUCUAAUUCAGACCAGGCAAAUCCCUCAACUCGGAGAUAUCAACAUCCACGAUUCUCUGACGAUCGGUGCGAGUGUUGCUCUGAUGGAGUUGGAGGAAUGCCUUACCGAUCUCAUCACCACAACUCCAGAAUACAAAACAAGAAUAUUCAGAGGAAUAAUCGAAAUGCUCCACUGGUUCGCAGGGAAGCAAGUUCGAAACGUUGCAGCAAUCGGGGGAAACGUAAUGACAGGAAGUCCAAUUUCAGACUUGGUACCAAUACUGAUGGCUUCUGGAACGAAAUUGAACCUCUGCAGUCUCAAAAACGGUCACAGGCAAGUUCCUAUGGACCAGAAUUUCUUCACUGGAUACAGACGAAACAUCGUCAGGCCCGAGGAGAUCCUUCUAUCUUUAGAAAUCCCAUUCACCCAAGAAUCCCAGUACUUUGUUGCCUACAAACAGGCGAAGAGGAGGGACGACGACAUCGCCAUUGUCAACAUGGCAUUAAACGUGAUUUUUAAGAGUGAAACCGAUGAAAUCACUGAAGCCCACUUGGCAUACGGUGGAAUGGCCCCAACGACGAGGCUCGCAGUGAAAACCUGUGAGCAAAUGUUGGGAAAACGAUGGAACUCAGAUAUGCUGGAAUCGACCUACCGAUCAUUAAUCGAGGAAUUCCCAUUGGAAGACUCUGCACCCGGAGGAAUGAUCCUCUACCGAAGGUCCCUGACGCUCAGUCUCUUCUUCAAGGGGUUCAUUCACAUUACAAAGCAGUUACAGCGCGAUGUCCCUGGACUUGCGCCAAUCCCGAAGGAAUUAUCCUCAGUGGAUGGAACAUAUCGUUGCAAAUCCUUCAAAAGUUCGCAGUACUACCAGAUUGCCCCUGACCGCUCAGACCCGAAGGAUUUGAUCGGACGACCGAUCGUCCACACCAGUGCCUUCAAGCAAACCACUGGAGAAGCAUUGUACUGCGACGACAUUCCGAGGAUCGACGGAGAGCUAUACUUGGCUCUAGUUCUGUCCACAAGGCCCCACGCAAAAAUCGUCCGCGUUGACGCCUCCAAAGCUCUGGCACUCGAGGGCGUCAUUAGAUUCUUCUGCGCUGAAAAUAUUCCGGAAGACAGAAAAUGGGUUGGACCCAUUGUGAAGGACGAAGAGGUCUUCGCCACGAAAGUAACGAGUCAGGGUCAACCGAUUGGUGCAAUAAUCGCUGUAAACCAAGUGACAGCCCAAAAAGCGUCGCGACUAGUGGAGGUUCACUACGAAGACCUAACGCCUGUGAUCAUAAGCAUUGAGGAUGCCAUAGCGUCGAAAUCCUUCAUCGCCCCGUCCCCCAUGAGGAUCCAGAAUGGAGAUAUAAAUCAAGCCCUUGCGGAAUCCGAUCACAUUCUCGACGGGGAGUUCAGAAUAGGCGGCCAGGAGCACUUUUACCUCGAGACUCAGUCGGUUCUGGCUGUCCCCAAGGAGAUCGACGAUCUCGAAAUCACCUGCAGCACGCAAGACCCAAGUCAACUCCAGAGAUUGACUGCCCAGGUCCUCGGAGUCCCGUUGAACCGAGUGAAUAUCCGAGUGAAACGUAUGGGAGGUGGCUUUGGGGGCAAGGAGACCAAGGGGAAAUUGAUUGCGAUACCAGCGGCUCUUGCAGCCCACGAACUCCAGAGGCCCGUUCGUUGCAUGCUCGAUCGAGACGAGGACAUGAUGAUCACCGGGGGAAGGAAUCCCUUCCUGUGUAAAUACAAGGUCGGCUUCACCAAGGGGGGCCUCGUGAAAGGGCUGAAGGUCGAGUUUUUCAUGAACGCUGGACACUCCAGGGAUUAUUCGCCCGAGGUGAUGCAGAGGGCGAUCCACCACUGCGAGAAUGCCUACAAGUUCCCAGCGAUUGAUGCCACAGGAUGGGUCUGCAGGACCAAUCUCCCCUCGAACACAGCUUUCCGGGCCUUUGGGGGACCCCAGGGGAUGCUGGUAGCUGAAAACAUCAUCUGGGAUGUUGCCAAUUUCUUGGGGCUGCGGGUGGAUAAAGUCUCUGAGAUGAAUUUGUACAAGGAGAACGAUGUCACUCAUUACCAUCAGAAGCUCCUGCGGUGUUCCUUGGAUCGCUGCUGGCAACAGUGUAUUCUCCAGUCGGAUUAUGAGGCCAGAAGAGCCAGGGUGGAGGCAUUCAAUCGAGGGAAUCGAUACAGGAAGCGAGGAAUCGCUGUUAUACCCACGAAAUUUGGUGUUGGGUACAGUCUGGGAUUUUUGAAUCAAGCUGGAGCACUGGUUCACGUUUACACUGACGGCUCGGUGCUCAUCACUCAUGGAGGGGCUGAAAUGGGCCAGGGGCUGCACACGAAGAUGAUUCAGGUUGCGAGCAGGGUUUUGAGGGUUCAUCCUGAUAAAAUUCACAUCUCUGAAACUGCGACUGACAAGGUGCCGAAUACUACAGCUACUGCUGCCAGCGUUGCUUCGGAUUUGAAUGGAAUGGCUGUCCUGAAUGCCUGCACUACUAUUGUGGAGCGGAUCAAGCAUAUUACCGAUGGCAGUCCUGGGGGGAGUUGGGAGGAAUGGAUCUCGAAGGCGUAUCUCGAGAGGAUUAGUUUGAGUGCAACUGGAUAUUAUCGAACUCCCGACGUUGGCUACGACUUUGAGACGAAUUCUGGAAUGCCUUACAAUUAUUUCUCGUAUGGUGCCGCCUGCAGUGAGGUGGAAGUCGACUGUCUCACUGGGGAUCAUCAGAUACUGAGAACAGACAUUGUCAUGGAUGUGGGGGACAGUUUGAAUCCCGCCAUUGACAUUGGACAGGUGGAGGGUGCCUUCACCCAGGGCCUGGGAUUGUACACUCUCGAGGAGUUGAUGUAUUCUCCUGAUGGAACCAUGUACACACGUGGUCCUGGCUCCUACAAACUCCCCGGUUUCAAUGACAUUCCCCAGGAAUUCAAUGUAUCGUUGCUGAGGGAUGCACCCAAUCCAAGGGCCAUUUACUCGUCGAAAGCUGUCGGGGAACCCCCGCUCUUCCUCGCGGCCUCUGUAUUUUUCGCUAUCAAAAAUGCCAUUCAGGACGCCAGGAGAGGUGCCAAGGCUUCUGACAUAUUCAGACUAGAUUCACCAGCAACCUCCGCCAGAAUUCGCACGGCUUGCGUCGAUGAAUUCGUUACUCGUUUUCCAGAUGUCGAUGUCGAUAAGGCGUGGAACAAAGUACCAUGAAAUCUGAGGAAUGUUUGCUCGAGAAUUUCUAAUUUAUUCUAAGGGGAGUUUUGCAGCCUCACGCUUGGUAUUCAUACCUGAUUGUGGCGUUCGGUGCAUGUAAGUAGCUGGCCGAUGAGUAUCUGGGGGAUUUAUGAGUCGUAGGAAGAUGAACCGUGGUCAUGGGCUGGACUCGGUGGUGUUGAUGGGUUCGAACUGUUGUUCGAGGCUAUUGAGUGACGAGGACUUCCACCAGCUGUGUGCUCCUGAUAAUUAAUGA